Molecule: messenger RNA, 1193 nt
Organism: Cicer arietinum (chickpea)
Lineage: Eukaryota; Viridiplantae; Streptophyta; Magnoliopsida; Fabales; Fabaceae
Product: gamma-glutamylcyclotransferase 2-3
Biological process (GO): glutathione catabolic process
Cellular component (GO): cytoplasm
Molecular function (GO): glutathione specific gamma-glutamylcyclotransferase activity
Source: RefSeq, a predicted model, not a curated record
AAAUAAAUAUAAAUGAAAAGUUGUUAGGAUCUUAAUCCUUCCUUCCCCAGCGAGCGAGUGAGUGCAGUUCCAAUGUGAUGUGAUGGGUUAUUUUAUCAGUGUCAAUUAAACGGAGAAUUUCCAAAGUUAUUACUUACUUUACUCCUAUCAAAUGAUCUCAAAAGUAUUGGAGAAGUGUAUUUGGCCGUAAUUUUAAACUAAAUACAUAAUUUUAAGGAGUACUAGUAUUUUAGUGUUUCAAAUCAGAAAGUAGUAAAAACAAAGAUGGCAGUAACAUGGGUAUUUGGGUACGGUUCUUUGAUCUCAAAAGCUGGGUUUCACUUCGAUGAACGUGUUAUCGGUUUCAUCAAAGACUAUCGACGUGUCUUCUACCAAGGCUCUACUGACCAUAGAGGAACCCCUGAUUUUCCUGGAAGAACUGUCACAUUGGAACCUGCUCAAGGAGAAAUUUGUUGGGGAGCUGCUUACAAGAUCUCAAAGAAAGAAGAUCAAGAAGUUGCAUUAACGUAUCUGGAAGUGAGGGAGAAGCAAUAUGACCGGAAGGAAUAUGUCGAUGUUUUCACUGAACUUACUGCUACAACGCCAGCCAUUUCUGGGGCAUUGGUAUAUAUUGCAUCCCCAGAUAAGAAAGUUAAUGUAAAUUAUUUAGGCCCUGCAUCUGUUGAAGAUAUUGCAAGGCAAAUAGUUAAAGCUGAAGGUCCAACAGGACCUAAUAGAGAGUACCUUUUCCUACUUGAAAAUGCUCUCCUUCAAAUAGGAUCCAAAGACAAGCAUGUUAUUGAUCUUGCAAACGAAGUCAGGCGUAUUAUUUCAGAAGAACAAUGAAUUCUGUGCUAUCAGCACCAGACAUUCUGAGACUUUUUGAGCAAGCCCUUUUAUUAGAAUUCAUUGGAAACUUCAAUUCUUUCCAGAAUGUUAUUGGGAGACGAUAUUUAUCUUUAGUUAUACUUAUAAUCUUCUGAUGUACUAUCUUGUUUCUGUCUUGGCUAUGGGAAGCUGAGUAGAACUGGAACCAACCAUUGCAAUUGUAGAACACAAUUACAAUGCAUAUAGAACAUAAAUUUUCCAAAAGCGUACUUCCAAAAAGUACAAAGUUAGUUAUUUUUUCGGAUGUGGCUCAUGUUGGAAGGUGGGAGAAAAACGAUACUAAGAGAUAUUAUUAUGUUGAAUGCUUUCACUAGUCUCUCUACAAA